Messenger RNA from Condylostylus longicornis, 1150 nucleotides. It is a transcript of the gene Aos1, whose product is annotated as SUMO-activating enzyme subunit 1. The transcript is spliced from 3 exons. The record is from RefSeq and is a predicted model, not a curated record. Gene Ontology annotation, cellular component: cytoplasm; SUMO activating enzyme complex. Gene Ontology annotation, biological process: protein sumoylation. Bases 81 to 1070 code for a protein of 329 amino acids. Gene Ontology annotation, molecular function: SUMO activating enzyme activity. NCBI's taxonomy places the organism in Eukaryota, Metazoa, Arthropoda, Insecta, Diptera, Dolichopodidae.
GUUAGGACGCCGCUAAUUUAGAUUUAGAUUUCGCAGAGUAUUAGAUUUUUGCUUAAGAAAAUAUUAAAGAUAUUCAAAUAAUGGUGGAGAAUAAUGAUAUUGCAUUGACUGAACAUGAAGCUGAGUUAUAUGACAGACAAAUCCGUUUGUGGGGUUUAGAAGCUCAAAAAAGGUUACGCGGAUCUAAAAUUUUAAUUGCUGGUGUUAAUGGUUUAGGGGCCGAAGUUGCGAAAAACAUUAUUUUAGCAGGUGUUAAAUCUGUUACUUUGUUAGAUGAUCAGAAUGUAACAUUAGGUGAUAGUUGCUCGCAAUUUUUGUCCCCAGUUGAUUCUAUUGGUUUAAAUAGAGCUGAAGCUUCAAUUCAUAGAGCUCGUGCACUGAAUCCAAUGGUAGAAAUUACUGCUGAUAAAGAAAAUAUUUCAGAGAAAAAAGAUGAAUUUUUUGAGAAUUUUGAUGUAGUUGUAGUAAUUGGUGCAUCAAUUGAGGAACUUUUAAGAAUUGAUAAUAUAUGUCGUUCCAAAAAUAUCAAGUUUUUUUCGGCUGAUGUUUGGGGAAUGUUUGGAUAUUCAUUUGCAGACCUUCAAAUUCAUGAGUUUGUUGAGGACAAAGUAAAACAUAAAGUGGUUUCAAAACCUCAUGAGAAAUCAAAAACAGAGUUGGUUACAUCUACAAUGAAAAGAACCUUAGAAUUCCCAGAAUUCAAAAGAGUUAUAGAAUUUGAUUACAAUACACCAGCAUAUGCAAAAAGAAUGAAGAGAGUUGGUCCAGCCUUUCCAUUAUUGAGAAUAUUGCAAGAAUUUCGGACAAAACAUAAAAGGGAUCCAAAUUAUGAGAAAAGGAUGGAAGAUAUAGAGGAACUUAAACAAAUUCGUGAUGAAAUUGCCGACAAAUUAGUGCCGGAUAAUGAUUUUGAAACUGUUUUUGCCCAGAUAUCACCCGUCGCUGCUAUAGUAGGAGGGCAAUUGGCUCAAGAAGUUAUUAAAACUGUUUCGAAAAAAGAAGCACCCAAUCUCAACGUGUUCCUCUUCGAUCCAAACACUUGCAAGGGUUUUAUUGAAGCAAUUGAAUAAAAAUAUAUGUGGAUUUGUAUCUGAAAUAUUAUUUAAUAAAAUAAAAAUUUUAAAAUCUGUAUUAUUAAUUAUAUUAUUGA